ACCGUCUCUGUCUUUAAGUCAGCAUGAGCGCAGCAGCGUGACAACACCUCCGUCUACCAGCUAUUCUGACUGCCGCUUUAAAAGGUGUGGUAAUAACGUGACAGAGUGCGGAGCAGUUAUCUGGCGUCCUGUACAGUGUGGAGUGGUGGCAUUCAUGUGAACUUUGCGUUAUUUCCCCCCAAAAUUAAAAGAGGGCAAGAAAGUUUCCCGCUUUGAAAAUGGCCACAGAUGAGCUCUCGUCCAAACUCAGCCGUCGGCUGCAGAUAGAAGAAGGAGCCGAGGAGCCUGUUGCCGUGGAUGUCCCCGGACAUCACAACGGGUCGGAGGAGAAACCGAGCACGGCCAACGCGGACUCGGAGCUCGGCGCUAAACUGUUUCGGCGAGGAGAGCUGAACGAGGGGCUCGGCGAGCACUCCCAGCCCAGCAUGAAGAUCUUCAACCCGUACACCGAGUUUAAAGAGUUCUCCCGAAAGCAGAUCAAAGAUAUGGAAACUUUGUUCAAAACGUAUGAUGCUGGAAAAGAUAACUACAUUGACCUAAUGGAGCUGAAGCUGAUGAUGGAGAAGCUUGGAGCUCCACAGACACACAUCGGCUUGAAGAAUAUGAUCAAAGAGGUGGAUGAAGACCUGGACAACAAGCUCAGCUUUAGAGAGUUCCUGUUGAUUUUCAGGAAGGCGGCAGCAGGAGAGCUGGCAGAGGACAGCGGCCUCUGUGCCCUUGCUCGCCUGUCUGAAAUUGAUGUUUCUACAGAGGGGGUCAAAGGUGCAAAGACCUUUUUUGAAGCUAAAGUGAAGGCCAUCAAUGAGUCCAACCGAUUUGAGGCAGAGAUCCGCCAGGAGCAAGAAGAGAAGAAAAAGCAGGCCGAGGAGCAGAAACAAAGACGGGCUGCUUUCAAAGAACUGCAGUCAGCUUUCAAGUAACCGUCUCCGUCUCAUCUCAAGACCUUUGACUGCCUGUGCUGUAGUAAUGCUGUCAGUUUAGAAAUUUGCAGACCAAAGACUCCAUCUGUUUCAGACAGCGCUUAAUCUCAGUGUUACUAGAAAUCCUAUAUUAUGGAAUACCAGUAUUGUCCCUAUAAAAUGUGUCUAACACUUAAAUCUCAAAGCUGCAAUUUACUAAACAGCUGCCUUUGUUGGCUGUUGUCAUUUAGUACUGUUGUGUUUGGAAUUUAAAUUUGGUAAAAUGUAAGUAAAAUAACCCAAUGUCCAUUUUCUCGUAAUUUGGAGAUUUUGCUGUAAAUACUGAAUAGUCUUGGUAACACAGUCACUUGAUGUUAAAUGUUAUAGCCGAGCUCUACAUUUUUACUGCACACAGCAUUGUAUUUUCCUAUACUAGGGUUUUAAGUUGGUCUUGAGUAGAUUUUGGGACAGUUAUAAUGGUUAUCAUUCUUUAAUAUCAUGCUUUGUGUACUACAGAUAGCUUUAAAAUGAGGUGAUUUUUAAAAAUUGUCUAAUAUUUUUCUAGCAUUGACCAUUGUUUUUCAAUCAGCCCCUUUUUUAUGUUUUAUUCAUCAGCUUUACUGCUGACCUCUGGGAAUGUUGUGACCUUACUGUAGACUGCUUUACUUUGACCACUUGUGGCAUCAGACUGUCAAAAUCAUUUAACCUGAAAGUGAAAUUGAAACACACAUGAACAACUAUCUUGUUAAAAUAAACUUGGCACAAAAAGUGAGGAAAUUUGUUUUUCGUCGAUUUCUUUUCUUUGUAAUAACAAUGUUUUUGGCAAUAUAUCUUAUACUGCUGGAAAGCCUGUUUAUUUCCCCUUCAGUGGAGCCACAUUUGUAGGGAAAAUGCAUUUGUGGGUUGAGUAUUUGGGUCAUGCCCACGAAAAACUUGCCAAAUCUUUUUUGCCAAUGCCACACA
Archocentrus centrarchus (flier cichlid) is the source of this 1862-nucleotide messenger RNA. RefSeq names its product EF-hand domain family, member D2 (gene efhd2). Gene Ontology annotation, molecular function: calcium ion binding. NCBI's taxonomy places the organism in Eukaryota, Metazoa, Chordata, Actinopteri, Cichliformes, Cichlidae. The coding region runs from base 219 to 920 and encodes 233 amino acids. The transcript is spliced from 5 exons. The record is from RefSeq and is a predicted model, not a curated record.